Messenger RNA from Vigna umbellata (rice bean), 970 nucleotides. RefSeq lists its product as uncharacterized. NCBI's taxonomy places the organism in Eukaryota, Viridiplantae, Streptophyta, Magnoliopsida, Fabales, Fabaceae. The record is from RefSeq and is a predicted model, not a curated record.
AAUGGAAGGCCGAAGUGGGAGGAAGAGGAGGGGAAAUGAAAAACGCAAGAACAAGCGUCACCGAAAGAAAAUUCUGGAAGUCCCAAUGAGAAGGUUAACAGAAUCUUGGGCGGCAAGACGAAAAGGAAUUGUCAAGAUUAGUGUUCCAGAACAUUAGAAAAUCGAAAGAGAGGAAUAAAGUUGUAGAGAGAGGAGUUUCAAUGGUGCUGUGGGAGAUAACGCUCGGAACCGCGUAUUUCUUGGGUCUCAAACGAACAUACAGGCUCGCUCUCAGGAUUCAACGCAGGAUCGUAAGCCCUAAGUACCCUAAACUUCGCCAAUUUCUUCACAGACGGACCCGUGGCGUGUUUGAUGUAGCAAUCAAAGUGCAUCGGAACAUUCAAUAUAGGGACAUAGAAGUAGGUAGGAAUUUCGGGAACUUUAUAUUGCGGUGGCUGGAUCGAAUGAAACCAUCGGCGCAGAUUCGUGGUCCACCACCUUCGAAUGGUGUUAGGCCCACAGAAAACAUUGGAAAGCAUGCCGCAGGAGGUAGCAGUUCCAAUCACAAAGGUUCUGGGACGUUGAGGAGGGACUCUGAUAGGAAUUUAUUUACCUCAGCAAGGUCAGUGCCUUAUCCAACAGGUCCGAGAGUGAUGCGACGGCCAAAUCCUCCUGGGAAUACCAUCCAUGGCAGGCACUUUAGCUUUUCUACACCUCAAAUUGUGGCAUCAAAUUAUAGAGUAAAUUUGUCAGGGGGUGUUGUUAGGAAGGACAUUAUGCAGUGGAUGCUGCAUAACUAACCCUUGUGGAAAAUGAUGGUGGUGGCUUACGCGAAUUUGUUGUCUCUUUGUAUUCUGUAUAGUUCAUCAGGCUUCCUUUUGGAUAACCAGCGGUUAGGCGAUUGUUUUUAUUUUUUAGUAAAAGAACUAGUUGUUAAUACAAUGGAUAAUUUUUCUGUUGAAUGAAUAAUGAUAUGGAGAUUGUGCUGUUC